AUGGCUGUUUCGAAAGGCCUCGUUGCCUUUAUAAUACUAGUUUCCUUUCUCGCACAGAUAUGGAAUUUGCGAGUCAAAUCGGGAGUGAAUCUGAAUGAGAUUUACUUACGUUCGCUCGAGGUCGUGGCUAAGCGUGAAAAUUCUCAUUUGAUGGACCUAGAACUGGCAAAGCUCAAACCUGCCUCCAAUUCAUACGUGCAUGAGCUAUUCCCCAAGCCAGUUUCUGGAACUCCCCAAUUAGAGAAUGCUACGAUUCUAAUGCUAUGUCGAAAUUGGGAACUUCCUGGAGUCCUUAAAUCAAUGAGGUCUUUGGAGGAUCGAUUCAACAAGGAUUACCAUUAUACCUGGACAUUUCUGAAUGACAAGCCAUUUACAGAGAGGUUCAAGGAAGCCACUACAUUCAUGGCCAGCGGAAAAACUCAAUAUGGGCUAAUAUCGCCUGAAGAUUGGAACGCUCCUUCGUUCAUAAAUGUGACCAAGUGGGAAGAGUGCUUGCAGGACUUCGAGGACCGCAAAGUGAUAUACGGCGGGUCCAAGUCGUACAGAAACAUGUGCCAUUUUAAUUCAGGGUAUUUUUAUAAACAACCGUUGGUGCUACAGUACGACUACUACUUCAGAGUGGAACCCGACGUCGAGUAUUUCUGCGAUUUCCAAAUGGACCCUUUCCGUUUGUUUCGUGAGAAUGGCAAAAAGUAUGGGUUUGUGAUUUCCCUGAUCGAGUACGAGGACACUAUACCUUCUCUAUGGGAGGCCGUGGAGGACUUCAUGAAUGCAAAUCCAGAUAUGGUACAUCCAGACUCCAUGUUAGAUUUUCUGACGGACGAUAAACCCAUUGGAACAGAGCCUCUGGUCGUGGAACAUAAUUCUUCGUACAACCUGUGCCAUUUCUGGUCUAAUUUUGAAAUUGGAGAUCUCAACUUCUUCCGCUCCAACGAGUAUGAAACAUACUUCAAGUUCCUGAGCCAAACCGGUGGCUUUUACUACGAGCGCUGGGGAGAUGCUCCUGUGCACUCCAUUGCGGCCGCGUUGCUUCUCAAUCGUUCAGAAAUUCAUCAUUUCGAGGAUAUUGGCUACACCCAUGUUCCGUUUGCGACGUGCCCGGAGUCGCAAAUGCUGCGCAUUGGGAAACGAUGCAUAUGCCCAGACUUUAGAAAAAUCGACAACAUCAAUUUGGUCCCGCAUAGCUGCUUGCCACGAUUUUGGAAAUACGCAGGCAAAAGAUUUCUGAGAGAAUACUACCAUCCGGAGGAUUACCGAUAA
This is a messenger RNA of Ogataea haglerorum, 1260 nucleotides long. RefSeq lists its product as uncharacterized. NCBI's taxonomy places the organism in Eukaryota, Fungi, Ascomycota, Pichiomycetes, Pichiales, Pichiaceae. The transcript has a single exon. The record is from RefSeq and is a predicted model, not a curated record. Gene Ontology annotation, molecular function: alpha-1,2-mannosyltransferase activity. Gene Ontology annotation, cellular component: Golgi apparatus; membrane. Bases 1 to 1260 code for a protein of 419 amino acids. Gene Ontology annotation, biological process: cell wall mannoprotein biosynthetic process; protein N-linked glycosylation.